This is a messenger RNA of Annulohypoxylon truncatum, 3114 nucleotides long. RefSeq lists its product as uncharacterized. The transcript has 4 exons. Bases 31 to 3114 code for a protein of 1027 amino acids. NCBI's taxonomy places the organism in Eukaryota, Fungi, Ascomycota, Sordariomycetes, Xylariales, Hypoxylaceae. The record is from RefSeq and is a predicted model, not a curated record.
CCUUUCUCAUGUACCAAGAAAAUCGGCAAAAUGUUCACGACAACCGAAAACCUUCUGCCCAAUGUCAUUAGACGGAAGAAGCGUAGGGUAAGGCCUUACGCUAUUAUCGUUGGUGUUGAUGUUAUACUCCGGAAAUUGAGCUUCUUUGACAUAGAGAAUUCAUCCAAUAGAGCAUCGUGGUUUCUGUCAAAAAUCGAGGACGAGAAACUCCUCUAUAUGGGACCUAGCGAUAUCCGAUACCUGAUAUGGGUCAUUGCAGCAAUCAAAACUGGAAAGUGUGUUGUAUUUCCAUCACUGGCAAAUCAAGUUCCAGCAAACCAACGGUUAAUCGAAACUGUAGGAGCUAAGACUCUCCUUUAUGCCCCUGAAGCGAGUGUUGUGUUGGAUCCUCUCCUGGUGGCAACGCGGGAAUAUGUAGAACAUGUUCCUACUCCGACAUACGCGGAAUUGUUGCAUGAGGACAUCUCACCGACUUACCAGUUUGAGAAGUCCUUCGAUGAUAUCAAGUCCACCAACUUCAUGGGACUUCACACUUCAGGGACAUCGGGGAAUCCGAAACCCAUCUAUUGGAAUCAUUCGGCGCUAGCCACACUGUCAUCGUUCCUGGACACGUCUAUCACAGAUCAGCAUGGCAGUGGGGAGAACUUGACGUUAGACCUUUACCAAGGCACCAACAUAUUUAUUCCGUUCCCAUUAUCUCACUUUGGCGGCAUUGCCUCCUCGCUGGCUUCUAUCUACUGUGAGAACACGGUAGUUCUCCCAGCGCCUGGUACCCAGUUAACACCGGAGAAUUGCACACUCAUCCUCCAGCAUGGCGAAUGCACAGCCAGUGCCUCUCCACCGUCCAUCCUAGAGUCUAUGCUCAGCUAUUCGCCUGGGGUGGACGCGCUAGCUAGACUAAAGCAUGUUGCUUACGCAGGCGGGCCUCUAAACCCGAUCCGUGGUGAGGCUUUAGCAAAGAAACUACCGCAUCUGUUCUCUCUCUUAGCUAGCACCGAAGGCGGCAUUGGUCGAUUCGUAUCUUCCGGGAAUAGUUCUCGUUGGAAUUCCUUCAAGUUCCUGGUUUACCCACGGACUGAGCUCAUCAAUCGGACCCACGCAUUCUUCCAUACGCAUCCCCAUAUUGAAGAGGAAUUUCGCACUUCUGAUUUGUUCUCUCCCAUUGACGACAAGAAUGAGUGGUGGAUAUACAGAGGCCGAGCCGAUAACUGGAUUGCCAUGUCGAAUGGCCUCAAGAUGGAUCCAACCGAAAUGGAGAACAAGAUAGCUUCGCAUCCGGAUGUCACUGGUGUCAUCGUGGCAGGUUCUCACCGCUUUAGACUAUGUCUACUACUUGAGCUAAAGGAAGGAGCAGACGAUCGGUCAUUGGAGACAAUCUGGCCAGUCAUUGAGGAUGCAAACAUGGAGGUACCCAAGUUUGGACGAGUGCCAAAGGAGUUGGUUUUGGUUGCUACACCUGAUAAGCCCUUUUUGAGAGCCGGCAAGGGUACUAUUCAGCGCAGGUUAACUAUCCAGGUUUAUGAGGAAGAGAUCAGCAGACGUUACGAUGAAGUUGAAGACGGCCUGCUAACCAGUGGAAUAUCCCUUCCGCUGUCGAUUGAGCCUCAAGACUUGACCCCCUUUUUAAGGGAGGUCUGUUCCCAAUCUCUCCUUGAUAAUGACGAGGUUAGUACCAUCAACGUCGAUGAAAGUCUGUUUACAUUUGGACUCGAUUCCCUCUCCGCCUUCGUACUAUUGGCCCGGUUAAAGGCUGCUCUGAGGAAAUACGGCGUCGAAGAACAGAAAUUGCAGCUCGUCAAUAACAAAUUACUAUACACAUCGCCAACAAUCCGUCAACUAGCAGAAACCCUAUCCAAGGUGCUAGCUAUGUCAGAGCAUUCGAGUGGGGCUGUUGAACACAAUAUCGACGACUUGACGAUACAUCUAUUGGAAAAGUACGACGCUGAGCUCAAGGGGUUCGUCAAGCACAAGGUUGUGCAGAUAGGAGAGAGCAACAAUAACCCCAAGGUCGUCGUAUUGACUGGAUCGACAGGCUCUCUUGGAUCGCAUAUCCUGUCUUCGCUGCUAGCCAGAAGUGACGUCAAGAAAGUGUUCUGUCUUAAUCGAAAUGGAGAUACCAGAAAACAAUCUGCCUCGUUGAAGUCCCAGGGGCUGCCAAGUUCGCUAGUCGACGACGAGCGGGUCGUCAUCCUUCAAGCAAGACUCGCGGAGCCGAAGCUAGGGUUAUCAAAAGAAGACUAUAAUUCGCUUUUAAGGGAGACAACGACCAUCAUCCACAACGCGUUUCCUGUUAACUUCUUGCUCGGUCUUCAGUCUUUUGAGCCACAAUUCCAAUCUCUACUCAACUUGCUCAGGUUGGCUACUGACAGCCAACAUAGUUCGGCGGUACUGUUCAUCUCAAGUAUCACCGCUGCGAUACCAGCCGUAGGUAACACACAAGAGCAAACAAUCCCAGAAGCCGUACUCGAUACAGAACAAGCCAGAGCACUGCUCCAUCAAGGCUAUGCUCGAGCGAAGUAUGUAUGUGAGCGCCUGUUGGCCAGUUAUACGACAGCUGCAGGGCAAACGGCCGCCGUUCUCCGAGUAGGGCAGGUCUGUGGGCCUUCUUCAGGCAAUGGUGUAUGGAACAUAUCAGAAUGGGUCCCUUCUCUUGUCCUAAGUUCCAAAUUCCUCGGGGCCGCCCCAGACUCUCUCGGAAGCCUUGAGAUCAACUGGGUCCCCAUCGAUAAGCUAGGCCGCAUUGUCACCGAAAUUGUGGGCAUUACCCCAAGCCGCGACGACCCAACAGGAUUCCAGGUGUACAAUAUCGUUAACCCGUCGAUAACCUGCUGGGGAAAGCUAUUGCCCACAAUCGUCAAAGUUGGACCUCUGGCUAUCGUCUCUGUUUCCGAGUGGGUCGAAAAGCUAGAGAAGAGCGAAGGAGGACAUCAUAUGCUCCACCAGAACCCUGCCGUCAAACUCAUUGACUUCUAUAAGCAGACUAUGCUGGCAGACGAGAGUGAACUAGCUAAAGUAGAGAUGGGUAAUUUAUUGCGAGUAAGCGAGACGGCAGCCAACCUGCAGCCAAUUGACGAAAGUGAUAUGGCACGUUGGAUGAGGGGCUGGGGAUUGUGA